Molecule: messenger RNA, 698 nt
Organism: Prorocentrum cordatum
Lineage: Eukaryota; Dinophyceae; Prorocentrales; Prorocentraceae
Source: the annotation of a GenBank genome assembly
GAGUCGCGGCGCUCGCCGCUGCGCUAGGACCCGUGCCACCUGGCCCUGCCGCGGCGCCGCCGCUGUCGCACGUGCCUGGAGCUGCUGCUGGCGGUCCUGCCGCGGUCGCUCCGCUCCCCGCGCCCGCUGGCGAUUUCAGGGUGCUGCCGAUGGCGAUCAACAUGCGGGGGGAGCGUGAGCGGAGGUUCGGCGAGAUGGUGAACGGCCUCUCCGAGACCGAGGUGCAGGGCUGGCCAGUCCAGGGCCCACGGACGCUUCUCUGGUGCCUGUCCUUCAUGUCAACCAUGGCGGGAACUCCCACCGCGUGGCAUCAGCGCUGGCUCACGUCCAUGGCUUUGGCCGACGACGACGAGCACGCCAAGCUCCACGAGACCUUGUGUCGGGUCCUGGACCUCGCCGUGGUCUACGAUCAGCUGCAGGUGGCAGAGAUGGCGUCGUUCGAGAUCGUCGCACGUCAGCUCCAGCUGCUGGAGGAGCGGGUGUACGAGAGUCGGUCGCUGCCCCAGACGGCCGCCGCUCCCAAGGCCAAGUCUGGAGCUAGGAGUGGUGCGACGGCCGCGGCCUCCAGCAUCCCCGAGACGAGCUACUUCCUCGGCGCGGGCGUCUCCAAGGCGAACCUGUGCAUCUCGCCGAGGCUGCUUGAGUACAUUGCAGAUCAGAUGCGGGCGGAGGCCGCCAUCAGCAAAGAACGUCGCAAG